Aplysia californica (California sea hare) is the source of this 804-nucleotide messenger RNA. Its product is annotated as thrombospondin-1-like. The coding region runs from base 70 to 708 and encodes 212 amino acids. Lineage: Eukaryota; Metazoa; Mollusca; Gastropoda; Aplysiida; Aplysiidae. The transcript has 5 exons. The record is from RefSeq and is a predicted model, not a curated record.
UGCUGUUCCGGUUUCAGAAGUCGGGCCAAAUAAGACCGAAGUGGCCAUCCGGUUCUCAAUGUACUCUUCAUGAUGAUUAAUCGGUGCCAAAUGGCUUUAGCGACAGCUGCCCUUCUCUUAGCUGUUGUCAGCUUUGAUCUCACGAGCUCCCAGGUAAUUGAAAUCAACAGGACAGACUGUUCUCAGUGGGCGUUCUGGGCCUCGUGGUCCCAAGUGAGCCUCUGUACAGUCCCUUGUGGUACGGGCACACAAACCAGACAGAGGCAGAGGGCGUGCCUGGCUCGUGACGUCAGACAGGUGGAUAGGCAGACGUUUGAGUGUAACGUCGGCUCAGUUCAUGGAGGAUUUGGCCAGUGGGGAAGAUGGUCAACACAGACUCGCUGCCCUACUUUUUGUGGGCGUGGUUUGAGGAAGCGAACCCGGAAGCGCAAAUGUGCCAACACCACCCCUUCUUGUGGAGGGAGAGAAUGUAACGAAGAAGAUCUAGUGGAGGAGUCCUUCAGAACCUGCUACAGGUUACCUUGCUUCGGAUUUUGCUCGCACACGUCCCAGCCUACGUAUAUCUCCCCAUUCAGGCCAGCUCCAGGGUACUACCUUGAGUGCAGGUCCGGAUCUGGUUAUAUGAAGCGCUGUCCUCGUGAUAUCUUCAGUAGCAUGAUCCCUGAGUUCGAAGACGUUGCCAAAGUGUGUCAAGCAAUUUAUUUUUGAGCUGGAGUUUAUAAAUUAUUAUGAUGUCAGAAAGCAAAUACGUGCCCUGACGCUGAAAAAUAAAUAAUAUACGAGCAAUAUAAGAAGUCCACAAGA